Anisakis simplex (herring worm) is the source of this 867-nucleotide messenger RNA. Lineage: Eukaryota; Metazoa; Nematoda; Chromadorea; Rhabditida; Anisakidae. The record is from the annotation of a GenBank genome assembly.
AUGGGUGGUGAAAAUCAGAGUGGUGUGGAUAAUUUUAACGAUAAUAACAAUAAUCAAACAACCAAUAAUUGUUGUCAAUGCGGGGAUAUUUGUGUGACGCUGAAUGAAAAUCCAGAUUCUGGAUUAGUGCUUCUGUUCGGAUGGGCUGGUUGUAAUGAUCGAUAUUUAAUGAAAUAUUCACAAAUCUACGAAAGGGCUGGAUACUCGACAGUUCGAUUCACUGCCGACAUACAGAAGGUUCGAUCGUUCUCGUCCUAUCGAGCGUUCGCAUUGGAAAUCUAUGAGAAUGUUUUGGAGUCGUGCAAAUCGUCGUUUAUCGUCUUUCACGUGUUCAGUAUGAACGGAUGUUCAGUGUUUUGUGCGCUGUGGGAUUUGAUCGAAAAUUUGGCUGAUGCGGAUUUGUUUAAGGCAAAGAUUAAGGGGAUCAUUUAUGAUAGCGCACCUGCGAAUGUGAGUCCAUGGCAGAGUGCGACGGCGAUCUCGAUAGCCACAUUACCAACGGGCAAGUACUCAUCGACGCUUCGAGACACGUAUCGAUGCGUUCUGGCCGCAGGUCUAUCACUACAUCGAUCACUAAUCUGGCUCAGGUCACAGUUCGAGGCCAAUGUUUACGAGCGUAAUUUCGCAUUCUAUCGAAUGCUCUCGUUUACCGAACUGCCACCCCAUCAACUGUUUCUCUACUCGCAUUCAGAUGCCAUCUGCUCGUCGAAAUCCAUCGAAUCGUUCAUCAAUAAACAAAAAGAGAAUCGUAAUUUCAACAUCUCAAAAACAUGUUUCGUCAAUUCACCGCACUGUCAACACUAUCGUCUGCAUCCAAGUGACUAUGAACAAGCUUGUCUAAACUUUAUCACUUCGCUAAACUCUUAA